CUUACCACGCUGGCCACGCUCACUAAUCCAAAAUUUCAUAUCGGUUCGAGUUUUUAACUUUUUAGUCACCUACAUGCUCUCGUCAAACUCGAAUCUUUCAUUCAGUUAUCGGUUGUCACGGAACGUAUAAAACUUCGCUGUGCUAAUGAGCGACGGUUCGAUAAUCCCAGAAAACAACAAAAACCUGCAAACUUUUUGUCAAUCGUAUCGAAAUUCUUUGACGAGCGUUGCCCCAAACGAUUCAUUGGAUUUUCAUUUAUUUACAUUUUUUUUAAAUUCCUUCAAAGUGUAACCGGUUCACAGCGUUAAACGGAUACGCGAGCAAUAACGCCGAACUCGAUUUCGCACGAUCUUCAAAAGGAAUAAUCUUUUGUCGGAUUAUUCAAAGUGAUAUACACUCUGUGGGAAAGAAGAGAUGAUGUAGCGAAGUCCCGUCUCAAAUACGUGGGUGUCAUUGAAAGCUUUCCGCCUCUGCGUAACACAAUAUCGUUCGGGAUUUGAAAGAAUUCGCUCAAAUAUCUCAGACUAAAUGAAAUUCACGAGUUAACGUAAACGAAGAAAUAUAUAUUGGAGAAUAUAUAAUUAAAUAGAAAUAUUCAUCUGAUUAUGUUGGUGCGUAAAAAAAUAGAUAGCGAUAAGUUUCGCAGUUGUGUGCGUGUGCGCGGGAGCGCAAAAUCGUAUUGUGAAUGUUCCCGAUGACGUCGGGCACCGAGUGAAAACCUGUAUUUGUUUUUGUUAUUGUGUGUUUUUGUUGAAUUAUUUAUCAAUCAUAUCGAACGAUGAGCGAGUCGUUUUGAUCUGAUUCAGAGUACGCAUGGAUAAAUAAUCUGCCGUCGUGAUUAUCGUUGUUGGUGAACACGUUGGCGAGUGGCUCGGAGAGGGAUUUCACCAAGAGAUUGUGCGAGAAAGAGAGUAAGAGUGCGAAAAAUAGAGGGAAAGAGCCCCGAGGGUGGUGGAGUUUGUUCAGGGUGUGAUGCCCUGGUUAUGGUUAGGCGUGAGUGAGGUAAGAGGCAAGAGGAGGAGGACGUGGACAUCCGGCGGUCCUGGCACGUCGUCGUUGCAGUCUUUAGACUACGCGUCGUACGGGAUAUCAAAUCCAUCUCCGUCACUCAUUUUCUUAUCGCCAUCAACGUCACGAAUUGCUCUCACAACAGAUCGAUCCAGUCCUGGCAAAAAUAAAUCGACAAAGUUUUCAACGUUGGUGAGAAAAACUGAAGACUCUUGCCGACGUUGUUAUCGCUCGCGGAACGCAAGAGCCGAAAAAAACUCGAAGCUCGCCAACUUGUACCGCGGCAAAACAGCGCGUGGACAAAUUUUAUCAAGAGUCAAGAUUCAACGAUUAUGGUGAACCAUAGAGGGUCCUGGAGGCCGGUUACUCACCAGCUGACCACCGCAAAAAUCUCCGCAAACAACAAUUGUCGAUCUACUACUACCGCAUGUAGAAACAACGGAUUUUCCAGUUGUACCAAUAACGACACUCGUAGAAUAUCCAUUAGCAACGCUUGUGGUAAACGACCGUUCGGCCUUAUUUUUACAACAUUGUCAUGGUGCACGCCGUCGCCGAGGCUUUUGUUACUCGUACUUCUGACUCUCGCAUUACCGAGCUUCGGCGGCGGCGGUGGUGGCGGUGCAUACGCUUGUGGUCCAGGACGUGGCGGUGGACGUCGACCAAUAUUACGAAAACUUACGCCACUUGUUUUCAAACAACAUGUGCCAAAUGUCAGCGAAAAUACCCUGCCGGCGAGUGGUCUUAGCGAGAGUAGAGUUUCGAGACACGACACACGAUUUCGGGAUCUCGUGCCCAAUUACAAUGCCGAUAUUAUAUUCAAAGACGAGGAAGGCACUGGUGCGGAUCGCCUUAUGACUCAGAGGUGCAAAGAGAAGCUCAAUACGUUGGCGAUUUCCGUAAUGAAUCAGUGGCCAGGAGUGAAGCUUCGCGUCACGGAGGGCUGGGACGAGGAGGGCAAGCAUGCGACAGACUCGUUACAUUACGAGGGACGUGCCGUCGACGUUACGACGAGUGAUCGGGAUCGUUCGAAAUAUGGGAUGCUAGCGAGGCUCGCCGUCGAGGCUGGAUUUGAUUGGGUCUACUACGAGUCAAGAUCGCACAUCCAUUGCAGUGUAAAAUCAGAAUCGUCGUCAGUGGGAAAAUCGGGUGGUUGUUUCCCGAGUAAGAGCAUCGUCAGGACGGAAGGAGGUUUGGAGAAGCCGAUAGAAGAUUUGAGGAUCGGCGAGAUGGUGGCAUCGCUGGAUUCCCGAGGCGACGUAGUCUACAGCGAAGUGAUAGCUUUUUUGGAUCGGUCGUCGACGGAGAAGCGCCAAUUCGUUCAAUUGACAACCGAGACGGGACGGAGGUUGACACUGACACCGGCCCACCUUGUUCCUGUGGAAGGUGGAGAUGAAAUAUUCGCGGCGAAAGUCAAAAUGGGAGAUCGUAUAUUAGUGCGGGACGUUGAUAGGUCGUACGAGGACACGAGAACGAAUGAAAUCCCAUUAGAACGUUUGUACUGGGACCGUGUUAUCGAGACAAAACUGGUGUUGAAGUCGGGCGUUUACGCCCCGUUAACGAAAGAGGGCACUCUUAUCGUGGACGAUGUCGUCGCUUCGUGCUACGCGCUCGUCGACAGUCAAAGACUCGCGCAUUUCGUGUUUCUACCGCUGAGGCUUUACAAGAGCAUCGAAUCCAUGUUCUUUGGCAUCGCGAGGCACUUAACGAGGAGCAAAUACGUAACGAGAACCUUCGAAGACGCGAGAACCCGCGUCAUGGCCAAUGAGAUCGAACUCGAUGACAAAGGAAGGUACAAACCUGAUGAACCGAGCACGGGGGAACAAGGAGUUCAUUGGUACGCCUCCUUUCUCUACACCAUGGCGUUUUACGUACUUCCAGAAAAAAUGCUUUACGCUUAGGGUCACCUCUGACUUGAAAAUAUAUUUAAAACGAAAUACACAGGCGAACACAUUUAUUUAAAUAUUCAAGAUAUGAAGAUGUCUGUAGAUAUAUAUAUGCAUGUAUGCUCGAGAUGAGAAUCAUUCGAAUGAUUAAAUAACGCGCGUUACUUUUUUGGCACGAACGCUACAGAUACGCGAAUCAAUGAACAAACAAUUUCUACAAUUUUAGCAAUUUGAAAUGAUAAGAUUUUUUGGAAAAACGUUGUUUUUGUUAACGGGACAAAAUCAAGACUUCAAAAUCGUAUCAACAACGAACUGAUGCCGAAAAUAUUUUUGAAAAGUCGAAUCAUGAUGCGAAGUGUCAAAGAAGUAACAUUGAUUUGGCAACGAUUAAGAAUUUUGUGUCAAAAAGCAUAUUUGAAACGUUGGCUGGAUAGGAAUUUGUAAAAAACAAAAUUAAUCAAAAAAUUUGACUCGAAUUAAAAAAAGAUUGGAUGAUUCUACGUUUCCGUCGUUCGGUUUAAAUUAGUUUAUUUUAUUUUUUAUUUUUAUUUAUUCGCAGUAGCAUAAGUAGGUUCAUUACUAAAUUUGAAAAUAUCAUAAUGCGUAACGUACGUUAAUAUAUGUAUAUGAACUUGUAGUAUUACAAAGAAGAUGCUCGAAAACAAAAUCCAUUUUUUGGACUCGGAGAAUCAUAAAAAAAAUCAACGAGUUGCGAAUGUCCUGUACUCUGGCAAAGUUUGUUUUCUUAAGAGAGAAAAAGACAGAAAUGAGAAAUGGAGAGAGAGAGAGAGAGAGAGACGAAUUCUCUCUAGCAUUCAUGUACAUAUACAAUAUGGAAAAAUUGCUGCAUUGGAAACGACGUCCGAAAUGGGCUCGCGACGUACUCCAACCAUCAUUUUGCAUGCACUCGGAAUGAAUUAUCGCACGAAAUUGUAUUCCGCACAUUAACUCGAGCCUCCACUCCUCUUUGAAGCCUCAUACACACCCCCACUGUGUGGCAGAUUUCAAAAGCAAUAUUGUAAACCUCUUAUGAAGUCAGUGUGCUCACAAAUUUCAACGUCAAAUAAAUUGCAACCAUCAUUUCUCAAAAUUCUCUUCUGGUAGAAAAAAAAACUCGAAAAUGCAACAAAAAGCGACAUUAAUAUCGAUUUUCAAACUGUAAUUUGUUGCUUUUUUCACUGGACAAUUUGAUUAAACGAAAGAAUUCAUAAAUCACAUAGCACGAAACGCUGAUUUUUUUCAUUACUUUUGUGGAUAGUUUUUUUGAGGAAAAAUUUACACAAUAAAUUUGCGAUCUGAUACUUCGUUACUGGGAAGAAAUUUACCAUGUUUUAUACUCGAAACGUAGUGAAUUAUUUUUCUCCGACUACUCACUUUUUACUGAACGUUUAAAUAUUUUAUUGCCGAUAAAAUAUUGGCGGUCCAAGAAAAAUUGUAUCGAAUUGUCCAUAUUAAGGUGGUGAGGGAAUAAGAAGAGUGGAGAACAAUAAUUGGAGGUUCGUAACUGUAUCGAGGAGUGAAGACUUUUAUGACCAGUGUAAAGUUGCUUUUUGUAAUUCAAAUUAAUUCGUUUCUCGAUUAAAUGUAAGUGAGAAAAUAUGCUUAAUCAACUUGGUUAGAAUAGACUUUGAUAAGACUAAAUUUGUACAUGAUCCAAGUAAAAUGAAUUUAUCGUCGGAUAAUAUCUGUUUGGCUCACGAAAUUGGCCAAGUUUGUUUCUCGAAUCGAACAGAUUUAUUGGGAGAUAUGCAAGCCAACGUUCAGUUUUGACUGUGCGAGUGAACUUUGUAAAAUAAUAAGUCAGUACGAAAUUGCGAGGCGGAUUGAAAAAGUAAAAGAAAUAAAAAGAGUAUAAUAGAAGGAUAAUCACGAAGAAAAACGUACCCACGCUUUUUACAAUCAUAUUUAUUUCGUCCUAGACGCCAAAAUAUUAUUAUUUUAUUGGGUCUUGUUUUUUGUAACCCGGUGGACCAUUAUCAUCAACACUCCGUGAACAAAUCAUUCAUGUUUUAUUGAAAAAGAAAAGAAAAAGCACAAACAUAAAACUCACGAGAGAAAAAGUGGUGAACAGACUUGGUCAGAACUCCCAUUGAGAAAAAAAAAUCCACAAAUUUUUCUAGAUAAUAAUGCAUCCGUAAUGUAAAUACUAUUUCCCAUUUCUUGAUCAAAAAACACGCGAAUCAUUCAUUAUUGCUUUUAUGCUUCGUUAUCAAUGCAAUGAACGAUGGAGAUGUGAAUCAUUGUUCAAAGUUCAAUGCUUAGAUUUGAUUGACACGACUAAGAACCGUUCAUUUUCAUUCGAAUUCUCACUCCAAUGAACAAUAAACAAAAUAAGCGAACAAAAACAUUUACACUUGAAUCACAAACUACGAUUCAUCGUAUCGAAGCUAUCAUUGUAAAUAUUCCUUUCACCCCCGUGCUGUAUACAAUUUUAACGUUUAUUUCACUCGAUCCCCGAGCCAUGAACGUAUAUGUAUACAAAAUAGAGAUAAAUAAAUAUUAUAUAUCCCAUUAUUUAUCACUUACGACAGUCCAAGAAGGAUUCUUGAAGACGAGAAGAUACGAUCAUUCGACGACACUCGUCGCUGUAUAUUAAAAAAAAAAAAAAAAACAAAAAAAAACAAAAAGAUAAUUAUGAAGUUACUUUUACUAAUAGAACGAUUAUCGUAAUCGCGCAUAUAGUCGUAAUUUAUCAUUGAUCGCGAUUCGCUAAAAAAUUACAGAAGGGAAAAGAUCAUUAAAAAAAAAAACGAAAAAAAAAAACAAAAAAAACAGGCCACCACGAUUUAUAUGAAUACAAUUAUUGAAUGUGCGACUUUAUCCUAAUAAUGUAUUAAUUAUUCCUACAAUGCUUAAGUUAUACACGAGAUAAUACGUUAUUAUAUUAUCUAUGUUCAAUUACUCAUUAUCUAUUCUCAAUACUUUUAUUAUUAUUAUUUUAUUAUUAAUAUUAUUUGUACGUAGCGCCACAACAAAUUAUAAAUUAUGUAUAUAUCAACUUUAAACUGAAUU
This is a messenger RNA of Venturia canescens, 5904 nucleotides long. It is a transcript of the gene hh, whose product is annotated as hedgehog signaling protein. Gene Ontology annotation, biological process: regulation of gene expression; cell fate specification; cell-cell signaling. The record is from RefSeq and is a predicted model, not a curated record. Gene Ontology annotation, molecular function: patched binding; calcium ion binding. NCBI's taxonomy places the organism in Eukaryota, Metazoa, Arthropoda, Insecta, Hymenoptera, Ichneumonidae. Bases 1342 to 2907 code for a protein of 521 amino acids. The transcript has 4 exons.